CGAUAUGCCUAGGAAUUUCAUGAUCUGCCUGAUUUUACUAUCGGCCGCCGACAUCUAUAUUCUCAUUAUAACGAUCAAAUAUUUAUUUCCGAAUUUCAGCAAAAUGGCCGCCAUCUACAUGCGAAUGCUGGGGUACACGGUGACCUUGACAAUGCAUGGCUGCAACAUGUUCGUGAUGAACAAUCUUCUUCAUGGUCCAGUCAUGGAAGACCCUAACAUUAGGACCUUCACCGCGAUGUAUAAAAGAUUCUUCACUGUCUGGACUAUGUUUCUCCAAAUCUUCUUGGCAUCGCUGGGUCUGACAUCUGACUACCUCACGCUAAAGUACUCCAACAAGACAGAACCUCAUUGGCUUGGGGUUAUUAGGAGCACGAAGAAUCGCCUUUUCGCUGCUGUACUCUGGCCUACGGUUUUUCUCGUCUCCACCCUGUUCUGGUCGCUCUACCAUUACGACCGCAGUCUGAUUUACCCCCUCUUCGCCGACAAGAUCCUCAGCAGCACCGCCAACCACAUACUGCACACGGCUGUGGUUCCGUUGGUGGUGUGGGAACUAGUUUUCCAACCAAGAAGUGUGCCGAAGAGUCAUGCGGUUAAUGUUACUAUGUUGACGGUGUAUAUGUUAACGUAUUUAUUUGUAAUGUAUUACACCUACGUAGAGCAUGGAAUCUGGAUGUACCCCAUAUUCGGCAUCGCAUACGAUACUCAUUUCUGCUUUCCCCUUAUUAUAACUGCGAUUGGCGUUAUGCUGUUCGUAUAUUACCACAUGCAAUGGGUUUUAACUAUGAUAGUUUGGGGUUCGCGAGAAAAAAUCAAAAAAUAACAAUGGUAAAAUCAU
This is a messenger RNA of Cydia strobilella, 835 nucleotides long. RefSeq names its product androgen-dependent TFPI-regulating protein-like. NCBI's taxonomy places the organism in Eukaryota, Metazoa, Arthropoda, Insecta, Lepidoptera, Tortricidae. The transcript has 4 exons. The record is from RefSeq and is a predicted model, not a curated record. Bases 5 to 820 code for a protein of 271 amino acids. Gene Ontology annotation, cellular component: membrane; endomembrane system.